Molecule: messenger RNA, 843 nt
Organism: Brassica rapa (field mustard)
Lineage: Eukaryota; Viridiplantae; Streptophyta; Magnoliopsida; Brassicales; Brassicaceae
Product: putative F-box protein At1g46984
Source: RefSeq, a predicted model, not a curated record
AUGGGUUUCUCUGGAGAUUGGUACAAGGAAACUUGUCAGUCCGCCAAUGGGUUUAUCUAUCUUUACGAUAAGCAGAUGUUUAAGGGAAAAAUUGAAAGGGUUCCUGUGCUAUGUAACCCUAGCACGGGUCAGCAGGUACAUUUACCUAUAGUGAGAGCCAAGAAUAACGACUUGAGAAGCUUUUUGGGGUAUGAUCCGAUCGAGAAUGAAUUCAAGGUUUUGUGCAUGACUGUGGCGAAGUAUAAUAAACAAACUAACUCCAGAGAACAUAAAGUUUUGACGUUAGGGAAAGGAAAACCAUCGUGGAGAAAAAUCAAAUGUUUGUUUCCACAUUUUCCUGAGAAUUACAAAAAUGGGAUAUGCAUCAACGGGAUUUUGUAUUACAUAGCUAGGAGCAAUUUGAAUACAGUGAUAGCUUGCUUUAAUGUUAAGUAUGAGAAAUUUAGGUUUAUACAAAUAGGUGAAGAGAGCUCUAUGUUGACUUUCUUGACGUGGAUAAAUUACAACGGAAAGUUAGCUGCCCUAGUCUUUGAUCAAAGUCGCCAUGAUCAGUUAUGGGUUCUAGAUGAUCCUGAGAAUGAGAAAUGGUCGAAGCAUAUCUUUCAUUUGCCAACUGCCGCUUUUAUGGUCAUAAGAUCAAUUUGGGCAACUGAUUCAGGUGAGAUUGUUUGGGCGCCAAGUCGUUGGACCUAUCCAUUAUAUGUCUUCUACUACAAUUUGGAGAGACAGAGUGUUAGAAGAGUUGAGAUCAAAGGAAUUGAAGAGAAGGCGUUGAUGGGUCAUUAUCGCCCUGAAGCAAUAUUCACCUUCACAAACCAUGUUGAGAAUGUGAUGUUUCUGUAA